AUGUGUAGUCAUGUCUGGGGUCGCAGAAAAAAUCAUGUAUCGGUAUGCUAUAAAUUUUGACAAGCGCGGGUCUGGAUUUGUUUUUCUUCAACCUUUACACAAUGACCAUUACAUUGAUUGUUGCUUCUAAGGCUUCUCCAGCUAGCUACGGCGUUUUGGCUGUUGCUGCUCAGGUCAACAUGGCCAAGCCUCAAACUGUCGCCGUCGAGUACCGCGAUGCCGCCAACCUCGAAGCCGAGGGUGCUAAUAAGGCUGCUGCUUUGAUCAAGUACAACGGUGAAAAUUAUGACAACACCAACGCGAUUGUGCGUCUUUUGGGCAGACUUGUUCCCGAGUCUGGUUUGUACAAUGUCUCCGACCCCAUUAGCUCUACUUUGGUUGAUCAAUGGUUGGAUUUUGCUGAGAACAAGUUGGCGACUGCUGACUUCAAGGCUUUGGAUGCUUCCUUCAAGGAGCUCAACAAGUACUUGACUCUUCGCUCAUACUUGGUUGGCUACCAAUCCUCUUUGGCUGACUUUGUUGUCUGGGGUGCUUUGAAGGCUUCGCCCGUCUUUGCCCGUGUCUUGAAGACAAAGAAGGAAUCUAUCGGUCUUUACCUCGCUCGUUGGUAUGAGUACGUUGCCUCCUUAGAUGCCGCUCAGUUGGCCGUCAAGGAUCUUCAAAACGCUGCCAAGCCUGCCAAGGUCACUGAUCAGGGCAAGUUCGAGAUUGGUCUUACUGCCGCUGAAAUGGGCAAGGUCGUCACCCGUUUCCCUCCUGAGCCCAGUGGUUACCUCCACAUUGGUCACGCCAAGGCCGCUCUUUUGAAUCAGUACUUCGCUCAGACUUACAAGGGCAAGAUGAUUGUUCGUUUCGACGAUACCAACCCCAGCAAGGAAAAGACAGAGUUUGAAGAGUCGAUCAAGGAGGAUUUGGCUUUGAUUGGCGUCGACUCGUCCAUUGUUACCCACACCUCGGACUAUUUCGACGAGAUGUACGAGCUCGCUUUGAAGAUUAUCAAGGAGGGCAACGCCUAUGUCGAUGAUACGGACCAGACUACCAUGCGUGAGGAGCGUAUGAAGGGUACCCCAUCCAAGUGCCGUGACCAGUCGGUCGAGGAGAACUUGCGUCGCUUCGAGGAAAUGAAGAACGCUACUGAAUUCGGUCAAACCUGCUGCCUUCGUGCGAAGAUCAGCCCCGAUGAUCCAAACGGUACUCUCCGUGAUCCCGUCAUCUACCGUUGCAACUUGACUCCUCAUCACUACACUGGUGACAAGUGGAAGGUUUACCCCACCUACGAUUUUGCUUGCCCCAUUGUCGACAGCUUGGAGGGCGUCACUCACGCUUUGAGAACCAAUGAAUACCGUGAUCGUAACCCCCAGUACGACUGGAUGCUCAAGACCUUGGGUCUUCGCCAUGUCACUAUCUGGGAUUUCAGCCGUAUCAACUUUGUGUACACCUUAUUGUCCAAGAGAAAGCUGCAAUGGUUCGUUGACCAAGGCAUCGUCGCUGGUUGGGACGACCCUCGUUUCCCUACUGUCCGUGGUAUCCGCCGUCGUGGUAUGACCAUUGAGGCACUCAAGCAGUACAUUUUGAUGCAGGGUGCUUCGCAAAACACUUUGCUUCUCGAGUGGGACAAAUUGUGGGCUUUGAACCGUAAGGUCAUUGAUCCUAUUGCUCCUCGUCACACUGCCGUCAUUAAGGACAACAUGGUUCAGGUCAAUGUCCAGGGCGCUCCUGCCACACCUGAGGUGAAGGAGAACUUGAAGCACAAGAAGAACCCUGAUUUGGGUACCAAGAAGACCAGCUACUCGAGCAAGAUCGUCCUUGACCAGGAGGAUGCCAAGUCCUUGGAGGUCGGUGAAGAAAUUACUUUGAUGGACUGGGGUAAUGCCUUUGUCCGUAACGUUGUCAAGGGUGAUGACGGUUUGGCCACCAGUGUCGAUUUGGAGCUUCAUCUCGAAGGUGACUUUAAGAAGACCAAGAAGAAGCUUUCAUGGUUGUCGUACGGUGACGAAAUUGCCGAUGUUUUGCUUGUCGACUACGAUUUCUUGAUCACCAAGAAGAAGGUCGAGGAAGGUGACUCGGUCGACCAGUUGGUUACCCCGGUCAGCGAGUUCAAGACGCCUGCUGUUGCUGAUGCUAACGUCAAGGAUUUGAAGAAGGGUGACAUUAUUCAGUUUGAGCGUAAGGGUUACUACAUCUUGGACGAGCCUGCUACCGACUCGGCCCCUGCUCACUUUAUCUGUAUUCCUGAUGGCAAGGCUGCCUCGACUGUCUCCAAGGCCGAUACUUCGGCAAAGAAGGCCGACAAGGGCGGCAAGAAGAAAUAGACAAUAUGUAUAUGAAAUUCGACAAAUUGUGUAUUAAGAAAAUUAUAUUAAAGUAAAGAAUGAAAUGUACUUUUCGUGUGUGUGUGUGUGUGUGUAUGUUUUCGUGAACCUUCAAUGGGUUUUAAAGUUCAG
Molecule: messenger RNA, 2444 nt
Organism: Zychaea mexicana
Lineage: Eukaryota; Fungi; Mucoromycota; Mucoromycetes; Mucorales; Lichtheimiaceae
Product: tRNA synthetases class I, catalytic domain-containing protein
Exons: 8
Coding region: 102-2312 (736 amino acids)
Biological process (GO): glutamyl-tRNA aminoacylation; translation
Cellular component (GO): cytosol; cytoplasm; methionyl glutamyl tRNA synthetase complex
Molecular function (GO): glutamate-tRNA ligase activity; ATP binding
Source: RefSeq, a predicted model, not a curated record